Messenger RNA from Daldinia loculata, 707 nucleotides. RefSeq lists its product as uncharacterized. The transcript has a single exon. Lineage: Eukaryota; Fungi; Ascomycota; Sordariomycetes; Xylariales; Hypoxylaceae. The record is from RefSeq and is a predicted model, not a curated record. Bases 172 to 645 code for a protein of 157 amino acids.
CAUUUUCACCUAACCCACUUGGAAUUCUCCUAUUUACGCCACCCAUACUUGUACUCGAUAUUUGUACAUACUAGACCGAAGGACAAGUGUGGUUCGCCGGCUUGGCAGUGAGACCACGCGGAAGUCAACAGCAUUCAUGUCUAAGUCCGGAGUUUUAUUUUUGCAGGGAUCAUGACCAUACGAUUAGUUGGGAGCGCUGCCACACGGCUCUUGGCUCGUCAUUGGAUUUUGUUUCGACCUUUCUUUUCCUUCUCCCCAAGGAGGUGUUACGGCGGCUCUCUACUUUUCUUUCUGUCUUUCACGGUAGGAAAUUUAAUGAUAUCCUUGAGAGCAUUGCGAUUUUGUUUCUUUUCCUCACUUUUUUGUCACGUCUGCGACGACCUAACCCACACGGGGACAACGCCGGCGUGUUUUUACGAAGGGUGGAAAGGGAGGGGGGAAGAGAUAAAAGAUGGAGAUGAGAAAAGUGAAAGAGGAGUAGGUGAUGGGCUAGGGGGACGAUACUAUUUCUCGAGACGUUGCUGGUGGUGUGGUAGAGCGGUAGGGCUGAUAUGUAGACUCGAUAGGUCUUGGUGCAGACAAGACAGAACAAACAGAGCUGAUGAAGAGAGAUCAUUGGCACGUGCCGACUGGUCUUCGGAAUAGAUUUAUUGGCCUGAUCUAUUGUAUGGGGUGAUUGUUAAAUGAAAGGCUUGUCUGAAGUGUGA